Messenger RNA from Amoebophrya sp. A25, 400 nucleotides. The record is from the annotation of a GenBank genome assembly. Lineage: Eukaryota; Dinophyceae; Syndiniales; Amoebophryaceae.
CAGCCAAGCUCGGCUACAACCCAGCUUCUUGCGCUUGGCUUCGAGUCUUAUCAUAUCAGAGCGUGGCGGGCGGCUUCUGCUUUUGUUUCUACUUUCGAGAUGACACUGUCUCAGCAGCAGCGGUACCCCGAUGCUUCAUGUGUAUGGGGCUUGGUGAUGCUCUUGGUGAAUACGUACGUGAUGGUCGUCACGAAUUCCCACCAGUCGAAAAAACUACUCGAAACAACGUUGACGGUGACACUUCCAAAAAUCACCAACGUCUUCUCCUUCUUCAAAAAGGAAAACCGGAACACCGCCGACAAGGUCAUCCAGAUCACAGGCAAACAGGUGCAGACGUGGAUGCGAAAAAGGUGCAAGCCUGACCUUUUUGGGAGAAUUGCGGAAAAGCGAAGGAGACUGG